This is a messenger RNA of Haliotis rufescens (red abalone), 1520 nucleotides long. RefSeq lists its product as uncharacterized. The transcript has 5 exons. Lineage: Eukaryota; Metazoa; Mollusca; Gastropoda; Lepetellida; Haliotidae. The record is from RefSeq and is a predicted model, not a curated record. Bases 126 to 788 code for a protein of 220 amino acids.
GACAAACACACAUUGUGACGUCAAGAGUGCCUUUGAAAUAUCUGUGUCAGUUCCGGCCAGACUUAAUGACAUAACUGCCCUCUGGUCAUCGCAACAAACGCCAUUGUCAAGUCGGGGCGCUAUAAAUGUUCAAGGCAGGUUCAGUCGUGACUUCAUCUCACACAACCAUGAGGGUGACGGCAACACUGGCAGUCAUGUUGGGGCUUGUGUUAUGCAGCUGUAUGGUUCAAGGUCAAACUCGGCAACAGCGUCGCCGAGAAAAGGUUUUAAGAAGUAGAUGGUCACGUGACAUCGAUACAAACGUAACCGUAAAGGAAGUCGCAGCCAUUUUGAAGUCCAAAGAGAGAAUAUUUUUCCGAUCCUCUGACAGACGGCUGACAGCUUUGAACAUCACACGAUCCUACUCCUACAUCGACUACAGCAGCGACAUGGUGGUGACUAAAGCCUACGUGUCAGGGAGCCGGAAGUGCAUCGUCCUCCCAGGAAAUAUCACCGAGGACUUCAAUACCACCAUGACUGACAUACUGGCCAGGAAGAGGUUGAAUGAGACAGUUGAAAUUGGCCAGUUUGCGAUGACGUCAGACAUUGCCAUGACCCCUGUAGAGAGAGAAGCCUUUCAGACUGCCAGCCCUUAUCUUGCCAGGAAAUGCCUCAACAUGGAUAUCCUCAAUGCAACAGCACCUGCGACAAAUAUGACAGACACCCUAGAUAAGUUUCCAUUAACUUUACUAGCUGUCGGAGGACGCGUCACCAUCUACGUCAGUUCCACGUUAAAUGCCUUGUCAUGAAGAUGACAGAGGGUCACAUUCACCUGUGAACUGUGUGUGAAUGAUAUCUGAUGCGUUGUGGGUGUGUGGUAAUACUGUUAAAACAGGCCCAGUUAUAAAAUUUGACCUUAUGAGCGAUGUUUCAGUUACAAAGGAUGAGCAGCGUUUAAAGAUUGUGUUUACGUUAUAAUAGAGACGAACGUGACCAUAUUUGCAAAAAGAACCAAAAGUCGUGCAAAGUUAUACAGUUUAUGAUCACGUUUGCGGUGUCGAUGAAGUUGGUGGUCUUUCGGUGGUAAUUUAUAUUUAUGCGAUAGAAUGUUCUUGGUACACAUAACAGCGACAGGUCUUGUGAAGCAUUGAGGCAAUCGGGUUUUCGAGAUAUAUGCAUUAAGAUGUAAAUGUACAGAACCCAGAGAAGGUGUAAUAUCUACCUUCACGAGACACAGCGUCAGUUGCCGAUAGUGUUUUGUGGUAAAUAAUAAGUAAAGCUUUCUUUAGGUUUACCUCGGUAAGCACUACAGCGCAGCCGAUCCGCUGCUCGGGUCACGAUCCGUACGUGCUUUUGCUACCGUAAGCUUAAGGCCUCACCGCCUCGCCCAUGACGCUCAGUCUUCUACCUGCAGGCGAGAAAGGGUUUGUUAGUUUUUUAAGUUAUGAUGUGAUGUUGUACAUUUUUAGUUAGGGAGGUUUUUCUACAUUGUUUUAACAUAUGAAGAAUUUAUUGUCAAUUAAAUAUUGACCUACUCCCUA